Seriola dumerili (greater amberjack) is the source of this 2005-nucleotide messenger RNA. RefSeq names its product peroxisomal membrane protein 11A-like (gene pex11a). Gene Ontology annotation, cellular component: peroxisomal membrane. The coding region runs from base 262 to 1002 and encodes 246 amino acids. NCBI's taxonomy places the organism in Eukaryota, Metazoa, Chordata, Actinopteri, Carangiformes, Carangidae. Gene Ontology annotation, biological process: peroxisome fission; regulation of peroxisome size. The transcript is spliced from 3 exons. The record is from RefSeq and is a predicted model, not a curated record.
GUCAUUGAUCAACUGAAACGACUGGAAAAUUAGCUUAAUGCGAAAGUGGAAGAAGUUUCAAAAUUCUGAUUAUCUGCUUGAGUUUUAAUCGGUAACGCUACAUGAACCACCAUUACUAACGUUAUUUAAACUGAGACAAGUAACUGACAACAGUGGCGACGUUAAGGUAUCUCUUGUUCGGUCGUUUAACGAGGGUUCAACUCUGACCUCGCCUCGGCUAACUAGAACAAACUGUACAUAUUGUGCUUGUUCGGUUUAACCAUGGACGCGGUUGUAAAAUUCACAAGUCAAAGUCAAGGAAGAGACCGCAUUUUAAGAGCAACCCAAUAUGCGUGUGCACUGUCGAUAUAUCUACUCCGAGACAACUCGGAAAGAAAGGACCUUGUGGCAAAACUUAAAAGUCUGGAAGCCAACAUGAGUGCAGGACGAAAAUUGUUCAGGCUGGGAAACACAGUAAAUUCCAUUGAGGCUGCUAAGCGAACCAUGCAACUCUCUGACCGAGUGCUGUGCCUGUGCCUUACUGCGGCCAACUUCAACCGCGCCCUCUACUUUAUCUGUGACAAUCUACUUUGGGCCAGAGGUGUCGGUCUUAUCCGCGAUAUCGACAAGGAACGUUGGAGCCUAAACGCCUCUCGCUGUUACUUCCUCUCGCUAGUUAUGAAUCUGACCAGAGACGUUUACCUGGUCCUCCAAUUAAUGAUGCAGAGAGCAAGAGAUAAGCAUUUUAGACAGAAAAUGGAUCAGCAUCUCAGUGAGAGUCCUGAGCUGGCUGAAUCUGUCAUUCCUCAGCUGGAUGCUUUGCUGUUUCUGCUGUUGGAGAGUCUAAAAUCACACCCGGCUGUUGCUUUGGACACGGUGAAAAACAUUUGUGAUCUCUUCAUUCCCUUAGACAGGUUGGGUAUUUACCGGUCAAAUGCAGGAGUGGUUGGAUUUUGCGGCCUGAUAUCCUCACUGAUUGGGAUUGUAACCCUCACACAGCCCAAGUUGAGAAUCAAACCAUGAUAAGGAAGGUGGAGAUAAACCUUACUGACUAACUGCAGAUCAGAAGGUUAAUUAUGGCAAGUGCUGAAAAGGAUUUAGUGUCAUUAAGCUGGAGCUGUAAAGGCGGACUGAGGUUAACCUGCUGCACAAUGAGAUUAGGCAACACACCACAGGCACAUUUUGUAAUAUUUAUGUUCAGCACCAAACUCAUCCAGCAAUAACUGAAGGGCUUACUAGUUUUUGAUGGAAGUUUAAAACACUGGUUUCAAAGGGAGCAAAUCAAGUUUAUAUAGUAUCCUUGUUUAUUUUUUAUUUUAAUUUUUAAUUUUUAAUUUUUUUUUUUUAAAGAGCCAAGGCUUAACCUUUGUGCAUUCCUCUCUUCUUCAACUCUGCAUUUCACACCAGCAAUUUUGCAACUACUGUACUUGCGAAAUAAGGGCUUCUUAAUGAUGCAAGCUUUUAUAUCUGCUUUUUCAAUUUAUCUUAAGGUGUUAAUCUGUGUGGUGUCACUUUUAAGACCAUUGUCUGUCUCUGCUCUGUAUUUUGUGAUAAUAUGCUGCUAAAAGUUUCACCCCUAUCAUUCAAGUGAUGAAUAAGCUGCUUCUCAGCCAAAAGUGCUUCUAGAGCGGAUAAAGCAGCUAAGAGAUUUAAGGGAGUUAUCUCAGCUGUUUAUUUAUUUACUCUGCCAUUCAAGGCAUAGCCUGGACUUUGGCUGUCAACAGAUUGUACUGUUUGUUAAUUUAAAGAAAAGUAUAAAGAAAAUGAGUCCAAAAAUAUGAAAAUGAAAAUAGUGUUACUAAUUGAAAAAAUGUGUUUACAAUUACAUUCUUAAUAUAUUGUGUAGGACUUGUAUACAUGUGUAUGUAUGUAUUUUUAAUCUUUGUGAUGCAGACAAAACAAGUGUUUGGGGAUUAACUAGAAAAACAUAACCAUAAAGCUGCAGUAGCAUUUAUUAUCACAUUUAACGGUGUCACCCACUUUAGAUGACUAAAUGUUUUCACUUUAAUGUUGAUUGAAAGGUUAA